Molecule: messenger RNA, 2557 nt
Organism: Microdochium trichocladiopsis
Lineage: Eukaryota; Fungi; Ascomycota; Sordariomycetes; Xylariales; Microdochiaceae
Product: WD40-repeat-containing domain protein
Exons: 3
Coding region: 301-2268 (655 amino acids)
Cellular component (GO): mRNA cleavage and polyadenylation specificity factor complex
Molecular function (GO): protein binding
Source: RefSeq, a predicted model, not a curated record
CAGCAACGCGCAUCGCAUUCUGUACCACUCCACUGCAGCGACCACGACGACAGCAACGUCCUGGGGACAAGACAACGCCUGGUUGAACACCCCUCUCGUAGCGACCCGGGACAUUGAGACGGGUGGAGUCCACGUGACCAUUGCUUGGUUUCCCAGCCCUAGCACGGCAUCUUGAGAGAGCUUGGACUAGCAUUGACGAGUAGUCCUGGACGCCUGCCUUGACGUGGCUCUCAUCACACUCAUCCCGAGGGCCUGUUCAAGUCUCUAGAGCACCAGGGCGCAUGCCCUACACAGCGAGGCAUGUCGUUUGAGCCGCGUGGGGAUCACGGCGGAGGGUACGAUGGCGGCGCGGGAGGUGGUGCCGGGUUCGUCAGAGCUCGUGGUCGUCGCCCCGUGACUGACUAUGGCUCGACAAUGGUACACUGGAUGAGGGACCGGCACCCCCGGUUCAAAGGGUCGUUCCAUGGCGAACUGGAACGGCAGAGCCCGAGCUACAUCGUCGACAUGCUACCGCCCUUGGCAAGGGUAACCAGCCCAGCAGACACGGUGCCAACAAAGCACCUUCACUCAUCGCUCAACAAGAUCAAGCAUCCGGUUAAUGUGGUGCGCUGGACGCCAGAAGGGCGGAGGUUGUUGACAGCCUCCAGCAGUGGCGAGUUCACAUUAUGGAACGGCACCGGCUUCAACUUUGAAACAAUCAUGCAAGCGCACGACGUCGCCAUCAGAGCGCUGGCAUAUUCUCACAGUAAUGACUGGUUGAUCUCGGCAGAUCACGACGGCAUCAUCAAGUACUGGCAGCCAAAUUUCAACAACGUGCAAGUCAUACAAGGUCACACAGACCCAAUUCGAGAUCUUGCCUUCAGCCCGAAUGACGCAAAAUUUGUCACGGCGUCAGACGACUCGUCUCUCAAAAUCUUUGACUUUGCCGGAGGCGUGGCGGAGUCUACGUUGCAAGGCCACGGCUGGGACGCCAAGAGCUGUGACUGGCAUCCAACAAAGGGCUUGGUUGUGUCAGGGUCGAAGGACCAUCUGGUAAAGCUGUGGGAUCCCCGGACGCAGCGGUGUUUGACAACGCUCCACGGGCACAAGAAUACCAUCACGAAAACAGUGUUCGAGAGGGUGAUGGGCAACUGCCUGGCUACUUCAGCUCGUGAUCAGACAGCCAGGAUAUUCGACAUGCGAAUGAUGAGGGACAUUUGUUUGCUCAAGGGCCACGAAAAGGAUAUUUCGACGCUGACAUGGCACCCGAUCCACGCCAACCUCAUUAGCACAGGUGGCAGCGAAGGAUCUCUAUUCCACUACCUCCUGGAUGAACCCAACACACCCGCUGGCCACGUCAUUAGCAAUGCAGUAUACGAGUCCCCCGACCCGGCCACAGCACCAACACAAUCGAUUUAUCCCGCCCACAAGAUUCCCCAUGCCCACGACUUUGCUAUUUGGUCGCUCGACUGGCAUCCGCUCGGCCACAUCCUCGCGUCAGGCUCAAACGACCGCAUCACGCGGUUCUGGUCACGUGGGCGACCAGGCGAGACCGACAUCUUCGAGGACAGAUACCACAUUGGCGAGGCCGCCGCCGAGGCCCGCGGGACCUGGGACCGCCGCGGCGGACGCCGCCAGCGCCAGGAAGAAGAAGAGCAGGAACUCGAAGACGAGGCCGAAGGUCUGGUGGACCAGAAGAUGCCCCUCCGGCAACCCGCCCUCCCAGGCUUUCCGGGCUUACCAGGCUUGCCUGGUCUACCUGGCCUCACUCUCCCUACUGGCGUCAACGGAGUCAUCCCACCACCGCCACCGCCACCGCCCCCUCCCAUCGGCGCGAACGGCGUCGUGCCUCCUCCGCUUCCAUUCCCCCUACCUGGAGCCCCCGGUGGUGCAGGUGUCCCCGCACCGCCCCCGAUCCCGCUGGGCAUGGACCCAAGCAACCCGGCCGACCUGGCCAAGAUUGCCGAGCUCAUGCAAAAGGCCGGCCUCCCGCCUCCUCCGCCGCCGCCGGGCAUGCCGGGCAUGCUACCACUCAUUCCACCACCCAAUUUCCCGGGCGGCUUCCCUCCUCCCCCUCCGCCGCCGCCGCCGGGCAUGGCUGGUCCGGGUGGUAUCGUGGUGCCCAUUCCUGGCGUCGGUGGUGGCAUUCCUGGCAUGGGCGGACCCGAUGGCGGUGCGGGAGGUGGCGAUAGUCAAGCUGGAGGGCGCCGGGGCAGGGCGCCGCUGCCCAGUCAGGAGGAGAGUCUUCGGCAGGAGCAAAGGAAGGGGAACUACACGCGCGUGCGGUAACGGGGACGACGGAAGACGAUACUGCAGGAGACGGGUGAUGUCGGGGAUGCGCACCUGGAUGAGUUUACUGGUUUGGCAUCGGUUCGAUAAAGCAUAGCUUUUCGGAAAGGUAAAAAAAAAGGAGAACAUGUCACAGGUAAGGCAUGAAAGUGGCAUAUUGCUAUAGUCCCGCGGGGUAUUUGAGGCAUAUUGUUCCAAACGCCCCUAUAUAGUUUCGAGGCAUGGUCAUGAUUAAUCAAUGGCCGUAUCGGUUCUGCGAAGCUCAUCACAUUGUAUCCCCGUGUGCAUG